ACAGACCUGCUUCCAGGUUACAGAUGCCCGCAGGGGAAAGAGAGGCUCCGGGUACAGAGGUCUGAGGGAUGGGCAGCCUCUGGUCCGUGCAGAACUGAGAGCAGCAGCUGGAAGUUUCCCGGGAGAGCAGAUGUUGUCAGUGAAGACAAGACCCCGUUGACCCACGUGUGCUGGGCCCAGCCCGGACCUGAGCUGGACCCUUUGUCCCACGUGCUGGCUUGUGCUGUGCUGAGCAGGGCACGGCCAGGGUCCUCGGAGACCCAAAGCCACGUGGCAGUGCAGGCAGGCCCGGAUCCUGUCCUGUGCCCUUUUGCAGCGGCAGCAAACCAUUGCUUCUACUCAGGCUAUGGCAAUGCCAGUCAAUCUGACACCUGUGGCUUCCCGAAGUGGCCUGUGGCCUCUGAAAAACACCCGGGCACCUGCACACCUUCUCAGCCUUCACCGGGGUCUGAGCAUCUUCCAGCAGCACGUGGAUGCGCGUCUUGUCUGCACGGGCAAGUUGGCUGCUCCCUGCUCAGCUCUGCAGGGAAUGGAGGGAGACGGCCGAAAUCUCCCCGGGCAAAGGGAGCAGCGUCCCAGGAGCUGACGGCUUCAAAGAAAGCAAAGGCUCCCCUGCCUGAGGAUGUGCAGAAGGAGAAGGCAGCGCUGCUGGAGGAGCAGAGGAGUCCGGCGAAAAAGCUCCCGCGGGGCCAGCAGGAAGACGGCGAGAGAUGGAGGGGGAAGGCGGCCACCCAGGCUGAGAGGCUGACCCAAGGUGUUGGGAGCCAGGUGCCAGGGCAGAGCGACGUGGAGCAUGAGCUGCAGUUGGAUGCACUGAAGCGGCAGCAUGCUGAAGCCCUCCAAGACCUGCAGCAGACGCACGACCAGGAGAAGCUGCUCCUGACCGAAUCCUACCAGCAGACCCAGGCGUCCUUACAGGAGAUGAUCGAGAAGCUGAACUCCCAGCUGAAAUCCUUCCAGGAGAGAAUGAAGCGGGUGGAGGAGUCUAUCUUGAGUCGGGACUACAAGAAACACUUACAGGAUUACGGGAGCCCCAGCCAGUUCUGGGAGCAGGAGCUGGAGAGCCUGCACUUCGUCAUCGAGAUGAAGAACGAGCGCAUCCACCAGCUGGACAAGAAGCUGCUGAACCUGGACCUGUGGUGGAAAGGAACCUGCAGCUGGAAGAGAAGGUGAAAGCCCUGCAGCAGGAGAAUGAGGACCUGCAAGUUCGGACGGAGAAACACUUGAUCAUGACCAGGCAGCUGUCGGAGGAGCUGCUGGCCACGCGGGGCGCGCUGGAGAAGGAGUCGCAGCUGCGGGAGCAGGUGCACCGGGAAAAGGAGGAGCUGCUGUACCGUGUCCUUAAUGGCGAUGCACCCACCACCUUCCCACUG
This is a messenger RNA of Alligator sinensis (Chinese alligator), 1373 nucleotides long. RefSeq names its product coiled-coil domain containing 69 (gene CCDC69). Lineage: Eukaryota; Metazoa; Chordata; Crocodylia; Alligatoridae. Gene Ontology annotation, cellular component: nucleus; cytoplasm. The transcript has 9 exons. The annotation marks the transcript as partial. The record is from RefSeq and is a predicted model, not a curated record. Gene Ontology annotation, molecular function: microtubule binding.